This is a messenger RNA of Cygnus atratus (black swan), 4125 nucleotides long. It is a transcript of the gene PROB1, whose product is annotated as proline rich basic protein 1. Bases 1 to 4125 code for a protein of 1374 amino acids. The record is from RefSeq and is a predicted model, not a curated record. The transcript has a single exon. NCBI's taxonomy places the organism in Eukaryota, Metazoa, Chordata, Aves, Anseriformes, Anatidae. Gene Ontology annotation, cellular component: nucleoplasm.
AUGAUCCCCCGCGGCAAGAGGGACGCCGGCCGCCCUGCCGAGCUGCCUGGCCCCGAAGGCAUCAUUGAAGGACGUCGGUCUGUCUGGGAGGAGGACGGCCGCCUGUCCGUCCUGCCCCGUGACGACCUCCCCAAGAGCAUGUCCGACUCUUCCGUCUCCUCCUACCACUCGGCGCUAUGCUCGGAGACGACAGACACCUUCAAGGACUGCCUGGAGUUCCUGGAAGAGGAGGACGCGGGCCGCCACACCGCCACACCGCCCCGGGGUCCCCCUCAGGGCCCCCCGCCGCACGGCCCUGUCCCCAGCCCGCGGCUGGAGCGCGCCCGGCAGGCUCAGCUGUCUGUCACUGCUAAGAAUAGCUUGGCGCCAGGGCGCGGGGGCAGGAUGGGUCCCCUCCGCGGGGACCAGCCGCCCGCCGCUGCCUUUGGGGACCGGCCGGGCGCGGCGGCACCGGGGACGAUGCUCAGCGAGGGGCGGCGUGCCAGGCGGAGCGGCGGGGCCAGCGACUCGGACGAGGCUGACGGUGAGGUGCGAGCACUGACGGCCAGGUCCUUCCGAAGCCUCUCAGGCCUUCCCGGCACCCGGCUGGACAUGUGCAGCUCCCACACCUCCUCCAGCCUCUCCAACUCGCUGUCGGAGGACGGUGGUGGAGGACGGCGGUGGGCAGCAUGCGGGGAGCCCCGCGGUGCCGAGCUGCCUGGCCUGACAGGGAAGGAGCUGUUUGAGUGCGUGGAUGUGGAGCUAGAGAGCAGCGACACCAAGAAGGGGCACGGCAAGAAGAGGACCGUCCCCAAGCGGCAGAUCCAGCUCAAGAGGAAGGAGAGGAAGGAGGCGGGGUUCUUCCUGUGGGGGGAUGCCUCAGCCCCCCAGCCACUGCCCCCCACCAGAAAGGAGCCCCCAGGCAAGGGCAGAGCUGUUGGUGAGGACUUCAGGUUCAACUACAAGCAGUUCAUGAAGACGGCCUCCCUGGACGACGCCUCCAGCAAGACCCGGAUGGCCUCCAACCUGGUGAAAAAUGUCCUAGCCAAGAAAAUGCAGUAUGAGCAGUGGAUUAAUAAGAUGGAGCAGAAAUCGCUGAGGGGCAGCUCGACCUCCUCAGGGCUGUCCUCAGUCGGCACCGACCUGCUCGGGGAUGGCCUGGAGGGCAAGUCCAGCUCGCUCUCCAAGUCCGACUGCAGUAUCUCUGCCGAGGACAUGCGGUGUCCUGGGGGCUGCGAGAGGCUGGGGACUGCCAGCACCACCCAGCCAGCCAAGGGGGUUGUGCUGAGUGAGGCGACAAGGGAGAAUGUCUGCAAGCUGAAGACAACCUUCAACGAGCUCAACGAGAGGAUGAAGUACCAGGAGGUGAUGCAGUGCCAGCACCUGCCUGCCGAGGAGCACACGACGGAGAGGACCCGCUACCGGCGAGCGCGCGCCUUGUUCGAAGGCUACGCUGGGGACAGGAAGGCGCUGGACAUCACCCCAAAAUUUGAGAAAGUGCAGAAGCCAUGGCCCAGCUUGAAGCAGCGAGCCAUCCGUCCCAGCAGGCCCGAAGUAGUCCCGUUUGAGCCCAAAAGCUUGGUGUUUCCUGAUGUGCCACCCCGGGGCAUCUUCACGUCCCGGGCGCAGGAGGUGAAGCUGGUGCCUCAGAGCCGGUGGGAGGAGAAGCCACCGCCAGCACCCCGAGAGCCACUGAGCCCCAGCACCCCUGCGGCCACCCCUGCUGAUCCGGGGAACAAAGGCAAGGUGCAAAUCCCGCAGCCGCGGGACGUGCGCAAGCUGCUGAAGAGCAGCUACAACCUCUGCUUUGGCACCACCCGUGGCCCCCCAGCCCCUUGCCCCGUCAGGGAAAGCACCGGGGAGCCCACGCCGCCAUCCCCACUCGUCAUCCACUGCACCUCAGUCUGCCGCCGUGAGCCGGCACCGAGCCUCAUGCCGCCGGCAGACAGGGACAUGGGGACAGCUGGUGGCCGAGAGAUGGAGGCAGCACAUGCUGAGGGGACGGCGACGGUCACCGGCACCCGCCCCACGCAGGGCUCACCCGUGCACAUCACAAAAGUCCAGUCCACGCGGAGAGAGGUGGCUGCCACCGAGGGCCCCCAGCUCAGCCCUGCUGCAUCCCCUGCGUGUCGCCAGCGGAGCGAGCUCAGGGUGCCACCGCGUGCGGCGAGCGGGGGGGACGCACACGUGGAGACCCACCUCCACGUCCUGGUCGGCCCACGGCCCCUGCCGGUGGCUGGGGAGGGCUCUCCGGCUCGGAGCGGCGCGGUGCUGCGGACAGAGAAGACCCUUGUCCUCCCACCACCACCAAGCCCCACAGAGGGAGAGGAGGAACGCAGUCGUGGCGUCACUGCAGGGGAUGGUGCCACAGGGGACCAGCAUCAUGGUGGCAAGGACGGCCCAGGGGAUGGCCAGGACGCCCGUGCCAUGAAACCAGCGGUGAGAAGUGCGGUAAAGCCACCCACCAGCGAGCUGGGCAGCUGGCUGGCCUUGGCGGGGAGCCAUGGUGCUGCAGAUGGUACCGGCCCCGCUGUCCCAAUUCGAGCGAGGGAGGCCAGCAACGGUCCCUCUGUCCCCACUGGGCCACUCCCCACCAGGCCACCAGACCGGAGGGAGAGCUGGGAGCACGUAACGAAGUGGCCGGGAGCCAGCGAGCCUCACCUUACCGCUGCCCCAGUGGAGAACACCAACUACUUGACAAUUCCCGUGAAAGCCGCCAAAUCCUCCUCAGUGCCAAAGCUGCCCUCGGCUCCCAACCCGGCCACCGCAUCCUUUGGGGCUCCCUUAGCUCCCCAUCCAGCCAGUGUGUCCUUUGGGACCCCUUCUGUCCCCAAUCCACCCACUGCAUCAUUUGGGACCCCCAUGGUCCCCAAUCCACCCACUGCAUCAUUUGGGACCCCCUCAGUCCCAAAUCCAGCCACUGUAUCGUUUGGGACCCCCUUGAUCACCAAUCCAGCCACUGCAUCCUUUGGGACCGCUGCAGUCCCUACCUUGGCCAGCACAUCCUUUGGGACUCCUUUGGUCCCCAGUGCAACCAACUCAGCUUUUGGCUUCCCACCAGCCUCCAGCAUGUCCUUUGGCACUCCCUCAGUCCCCAACCUGACCAACACGUCUUUUGGGACACCUUUGAUCCCCUACCCAGUGAGCGCAUCCUUUAUGACCCCCUUGGUCCCCAAUCCAGCCACUGCAUCCUUUGGGACCGCUUCAGUCCCAAGGCUGGCCAACUCAACCUUUGGGACCCCCUUGGCCCCCAACCUACCCAGCGCACCCUUUGCGACCCCCUCUGUCCCCAAACCAGGCAGCUCAUCCUUUGGGACCCCCCCAGCCACCAACCCAGUCCCUGCUUCCCUUGGGUACCCAUCAGUCUCCAACGUGGCCAGCUCUUCCUUUGGGUCUCUGUCAGUCACCAGCCUGGCCAGUGCUCCGCUGGGGACCGGUGUGUCCACCCUGCUUGGUGGGGAAUCCCUGUGGAGCAAACCCCUCCCCGAGCCCGCCCGGCCCCGGCCCCCCGAGACUGUGGCCACUGCGGUGCCGCAGCCCCCAGCCCAGCCCCAGCCUCGCUUGGAGGACGCUCCCCGGAGGACCGAGGGCUCCUCGCCAAGCAACAAGAGUGCACCGAGCCCCACGCGGCCGUUCAAUCCCCAUCCGGCCGCACAACGCAAGAUGCUCGUCGAUCCCGACAGCGGCAAAUGCUACUACAUGGAGCCGCCGCGGCAGCCCCAGCUGAAAAUGCUCUACGACCCCGAGACGGGGCAGUACGUGGAGGUGCUCAUCCCACCGGUGCCCGUGGCGUCACACGCUGGGCUUUACCAAGCUCCCUUCAACCCCUUGCUCUACAGCGUGCCCUACGUGCCCUACAGCAGCUUCCCGGGGCUGCCAGCACCCGCGCCGCCCGCCGUUCCUUCCCCGGCGCACCCUGACCUGCAGGGCCAACUGCCGGCUGCCGAAAACCCCGGGGGCUUCCCCGGGACCUUCAGCCCCGAUCCCAAGGGCGAGGGGCCGCCUGCUGCUGCGGGGCCCGACUGCGGGUACCUGGAGAGCCUGUACUACAUCCCCACGGGGAUGCGGGCCAGCCCCGGCCCCGGCCAGCCCCCCGCCCGCGCCAGCCCUGCCGGCCCCGAGCAGGGGCCGCUGCCCCCCAUGUGA